This is a messenger RNA of Pristis pectinata (smalltooth sawfish), 5216 nucleotides long. Its product is annotated as bone morphogenetic protein 2-like. Gene Ontology annotation, molecular function: cytokine activity; BMP receptor binding; growth factor activity. Gene Ontology annotation, biological process: negative regulation of transcription by RNA polymerase II; BMP signaling pathway; SMAD protein signal transduction. Bases 672 to 1883 code for a protein of 403 amino acids. The record is from RefSeq and is a predicted model, not a curated record. NCBI's taxonomy places the organism in Eukaryota, Metazoa, Chordata, Chondrichthyes, Rhinopristiformes, Pristidae. Gene Ontology annotation, cellular component: extracellular region. The transcript has 3 exons.
UAUUGCUAUGAUCUGAAUGUUGAGUCUGUGUCAGUAAUCAUUACCCGGUUUGAUUGGCAGAACGCUGCUUUGGCCCGGGGGUCAUGACAUCAGAGAGCAACAAAGGACGUACAUAUAUAUAUAAAAUAUAAACUCCCAUUCAAUUACUGUGGAGCGGGAGAGGGAAUCCUGCCACACGUCAAGAAACCUCACCAGCAAACAAAAAAGGCUUGCUGUAAUCACCCACACACCCUGGAUUUUAUACAUAAUAAAUAGCAUAUCUAUAAGGGCGAUCCUGUCAGGAAACGGUGGAGCUUUCUUAAUCGUUUUGGCGUUAUCAGCCAGAUUUGCACUUGGAUCAUACGCUCUGGAUUCUGUUCCCCUCUUCCUCUAUAUGUGUUGGUCGUUUUCAGUCUGCACUGGAGAUCCUGUGUGAGAUCGGUUGGUGCCUGAGGUCGGAGAGAGGCUGAAAAGUGCGGAAUUGACAGAGGGGUAAUGCGAUCAGCACAGGUAGUCCCCGUCCGAACGCGGGACUCACCGGCACGCCGGCCCCGGCUUUAGAGGCUGGUGUGUGCCAGAGAAAGCGAGUGCGUGUGAGAGCGGAGUCACGUCCCGGGCACUUGGUGAACUGUGGGGAAAUCAACCUCCGGUGGACGGGAGAACGACCGAAAAGGGAAAAAAAAGGAGACACGAUGACGGCCGGGAGACGAUCUCUGAUGGUGCUCUUCCUCUGUCAAGUUCUCUUUGGAGGCUCGGCCGGGCUCAUCCCCGAGAUCGGCCGCAAGAAGUUCGCCGAGCACCAAGCCAACUCGAAAGGGACGAGUCCGCUCCAAACCGAAGGCAUGCUCCAGGAGUUCGAGUUGCGCCUGCUCAACAUGUUCGGUCUCCGGCGCCGCCCUCACCCCGGCAAGAAUCCGGUGAUCCCGCAGUACAUGGUGGAUCUGUACAAGCUGCACGCCGGCGAGGAAGCUCAGCACCACGAAGGCACAUCGGUCCUGUCCCAUUUCCCCGAGAAACCAGCCAGCCGCGCCAACACAGUCAGGAGCUUCCACCACGAAGAACUAAUGGAGGAGUUGCCUGGAGCCAGAGGAGAAACAACCCGUCGCUUUUUCUUUAAUUUGAACUCUAUACCGAAGGAGGAACUCAUCACCUCAGCAGAACUGCGGAUCUACCGUGAACAGGUGCGAGAGGCCUGCCUGAAUGCCAGCGGUGGUUACCAUCGCAUCAACGUUUAUGAGAUUCUCAAGUCAACGGCGUCGUCUAGCCGCGAUCCAAUCACGCGGUUGCUGGACACAAAGCUGGUGCGCCACAAUGCGAGCCAAUGGGAGAGCUUUGACGUCAGCCCUUCCGUAAUGAGAUGGACCGUACAGGGCCAGCCCAACCAUGGGUUUAUGGUGGAAGUCAUCCACUUGGACCAGGAGUGCAAACAUUCAAAGGGACACGUCAGGGUCAGUCGGUCUUUGCACCAGGAUGAGGAAAGCUGGCCCCAGAUGAGGCCUUUAUUGGUGACGUUUAGUCAUGAUGGCAAGGGACACACUCUUGAGAAAAGAGUGCGGCGCCAGGCCAAACACAAGCAGAAGAAGAGACUCAGGUCCAGCUGCAAGCGACAUCCUUUAUACGUGGAUUUCAGUGAUGUGGGGUGGAAUGACUGGAUAGUGGCACCUCCAGGAUACCAUGCUUUUUACUGCCAAGGGGAGUGCCCGUUUCCACUGGCAGACCACUUAAACUCAACAAACCAUGCUAUUGUGCAGACAUUGGUGAACUCUGUCAAUGCAAACAUUCCCAGGGCGUGUUGCGUCCCAACAGACCUUAGUCCCAUCUCAAUGCUUUAUCUUGAUGAACACGACAAAGUUGUAUUAAAGAAUUACCAGGAUAUGGUUGUGGAGGGUUGUGGAUGUCGUUAAAGCAGGAAAAAUUAUCAGAGAACAAAAAAACUUGACACUUUACUCUUUCCCAAUGAAGACACUAUUUAUAUAAAAAAAAUUAACAAAAUAGGAACAUCUAUUUUGAAAAUAUAUUUAUGUCUACUUAAAAAGAAAUUGGGAAAAUAAAUAUUUUAAUCAGAGAAUUGUUCCUUUUAAAUGAUGUUUAAUUGUAUUUCAGAUGUACAUGUUUAUAUGGGUUUAACCCCCAACAUAUGAAGUAUAAUGGUCAAAUUCUUAUUUUGUAUUUAUUGCUAUUGUAACCACUUUUAGAAAAUAGCUAAUUUGUAUUUAUAUGUAAUCAAAGAUAAAUAUAGGGUUUGUACAUAAAUCGUCAAUCCACAUCUGUCUGAAGUAUAUAUGGUUGAAAGAAAACUUGCAGUGAAACCUUUUUUCUCAGCUGGGGGCAGGCAAACUAAGACUCUAAAAUGUUCCAGAACGUGUACCAACGUGAGUCCCAUCUUUUCAAAGUGUUUUCUGACAUGUGGCACAUUAAAAUUUUUGGCAUAGCAAUCUUGAAAAGCUUACCGAUAAUAAGAUGAAGGGUUUAGGGAUUGGAAUGCAUACAAAAGUAAUUGUAGCAAUGUCUAAAUAGCAAACAGUGUAAAAUAACACUGGGGCUGCUCCUUGUAGUUUACAGGUGGUUAAAUUAGAUAGAGGCCAGAGGCAAAAUGGACCCGUUAUUCAACUUCUAGUGAGAUCAAGCGUGAAUGCUUGGAAAAAAUCUUAAAGCCCACCUUUAAAAGGAAGAAAAUCUACCAACAGAAGUCUUCAAAAGCAAAUGCCAACCCGGUUCAGUGGUAAUACACAGGUCACUGAAGCAGUAAGUCAUGAGUUCAAGUACCUGUUCAGGUCUUGUGCACAUUGCUUGACUAUAUUUAGAGAGUCCUGCAAAGUUGGAGGUUCUGCCUUUCUGAUUUAGUCCUUAGACUGAGGUCCACCACCUUACUCGAGUGAAUGUAAAAUGUCCUAUAACACCACUUAUGAAAAGCAGGAGCAUUCUGUUGGUGUCCCACCCAACAUUUCUUCUAGAUUAUUUCGUCAUUUGUCUCAGUGUAAAAUAUAUUUGCCUCUGCAACAACAAUUCCAAUAAUCCAACAGUAAUUUAAUGAGCAGGCAAUGCUUUGAGACAUUCUGAAAACUUUUAAAGACCGUAGAAUACUAAUUUAUCCUUUGUUGUCUGCACUAGUUGCUUGCAUGUAGAACCCCUUUUUUGAAAUUCAUUUCCAUUGAAGGAAAUUUCAGACCCACAGUCAGAUUCAACUCUCAUUCCCCUCUUUCAUGAAAACGCUUUAGUUUGCUCCCUCUAUGGGACUUAUUAAGGUACCUAAUAUUUGUUUUGCUCCAUUUUAUUGAAAAUAUACAAAGCACAAUAAACUAAUGACCACACUGCAACAAUUAAACAUCUCAAAUUAAGCAAAUGCACCUUCUGUAUUUAAAAUAUGAAACACAUUUCUUGACCACAAAUUGGCUCAUUAUUUAUACUGGAAAAUAGUGUAAAAUGGUUAUAAUAUUUAUGUCUGAUACUAAUUGAGGGCAGUUAGAUAUAAUUUAUAAAUAUUUUAUGUUUUACACCACUAGAAUUUCAUAAUCAGGAGGUAUGACCACAUUUGCAACCUAUGGAAAGCCUUAAAAUGAAAACUUUUUCAAAGUACUUCGAGCCAAAGGUACACCGGAAGUAAAUUUACCAGGAAUUCAUUAAUAUUUACCAGAAAGGAAAAACAGCAUGGAAAGCAGAUGCACUGUUGCUUCCCAUACUUUUGUUCUCCCCAACCACCACAGCCCACCCCUUUCAUUCUCAUUGAACACCUGACCCUUAUCAAGCUCAUCAGAUAUUCUUUAAGAUAGCAAUUCCUUACAUCUAACAGCAGAAACACACAAAAAUAGUUCUGAUAUUAUGAAGCAUUAUUUUUUUCAGAGAAUACAAUCUGAAUGAGUCACCAAGAAGGUUAACAUCACCUUUUGACCCUGUCACAAAAGUGAUUGCUUAUCUACACAAAAUAACCUCUUUGAGUGGACGCAUUUAUCAGCUGCCUUGUUUACCAUGAACUUUAGUGCUUCCACAAUUUACCUUCAACCUUAAACAUCUCUAAACACAGAUUAAACAAUUAAAUGCAACUCAGUGCCAUUUCAGGUGUCUUCGUACAAGGCCUUAAGAUAAUUUAUAAUUUUGACUGCUUCGCUUGCCAACAAGUAUGUCUUUUACUUAUGUGUUAACUGGGGAACUAAUUUUGUAGCUUUGUCUGCUACCUGCUGAAUAUUUCAUCUGAUUCAUCUGCAGCUCUGAAGAAGGCUCACGAUGAAAUAGUCAAUGCUGCUCAACCAGCAAUUUUCAAUGCUUUUACAGGGUUUUGUACAAAACUUUACACUUGGUGGCUUUUGAAGGGGUGCUCACACCCAUCCUGAAUGGGAUAAACAUAUGCAAAUCAAUUCAGGAUCUCAAGCUUUGGAUAUUUUGUUUGGAUGAUUGUUGGGAGGCCAAAUUUCUUCCUUGCGAUCCCCCAUCCCAACUCCUGUGCAUUCUCUUGCGUUUUAUGAUAAAGCUAUUUUCAAUUUCGGUUAAUUUCUGUUCAAUAGUCCAAGACUCAUAAGUGUGAUGGAUAGAUUUUAGAAGCAAACUUCCGCUGUUAAAUGGGAAUCAACAGAGAGAAUUUUACUUAGAUCUAGAAGAUUUCACUAUCAUCCUGAAUUGUUUCUAAUAUAGAUUGCAGGGAACAAUAGUUUAAUUGGAAAGCUUGUUUAUAAGAUUAUGAUGCAUAUUUCUGCCAGUAGCCCAGUUGAUGAACGUGCAACUGAGUCCCAAGAGAUCAAAAUGAUCCCAGGUUUGAUAUUGGCCUGUGUGAAGUUUGCUAAUCUCAAUUGAGGUGGCAGCAUGAAUGCUGAAGUGGCCUCAUUAGUUCUGGGUUAGAAAGGGGAAAACUCUACACUUGCUGAUCAAUGCCACCUUUCAGUGAUCCUAGAAUUGAAGAGCUUAUAAAGGAUGCUAUUUUGGGUUUAAAUGAAGUUCCAGACCCAAAUUUAGGUGCAGGUAGCAGCUGUAGGAAGAAAAAUUGGCAAGAUGAAUUGUAUUCUUGAUAACUGUGAAGUACUUGCACCCUGAUAUCAAAUAAUUAAGUCAGAAGUGUGUAGUGGUCCCCAUUAACAGCAGAAGAAGUGAAUGUUGCUUAUAGCGGAAUACAGAGUUGAGCCAUGGAAGAUGAGGAGAUGUCCCAAGUCUAUUGCCAGGACUGUGCUAUUUGGUUAUUUCAGUAGAUGGGACAGUAAGGAUUCCGUAACAGUGACCAGAUAAUGUUUUUGUUGCAUUGUAUCUAAUUG